Messenger RNA from Linnemannia hyalina, 1623 nucleotides. The record is from the annotation of a GenBank genome assembly. Lineage: Eukaryota; Fungi; Mortierellomycota; Mortierellomycetes; Mortierellales; Mortierellaceae.
AUGCCAGAUCCAGUCAUGUCCGUCAGAGGUUUUCAAAGUGGCGCCGAAGGGUCUGACCAUCACCACGAUGAGGAGCACGAGCGCACCUUCUCCUCAUUCUCCGAGUAUAUCGACCACUCCAAGCAUGAUCCUGAAAAGGUGGUCGAAGUCAGCCCCAAUGGACGAUACGCCAAGCUGAACUCCGUACUAGGAAAAGGAGCCUACAAAAUCGUCUACAAGGGCAUCGACCGCGAGGAGGGCUAUGAGGUUGCCUGGAACUGCUUCCAGACCACUAAGCAGGAAUACGCCGAGCUGUCGCAGGAAAUCGAAAUUCUCAAACGAGUCCGCCACCCCAACAUCAUCAACUUCCAUGACUGUUGGUACAGCAACACCGAGUUCAUCUUCAUCACGGAGCUUAUGACCUCGGGCACUCUGAGAGAGUACAUCCGCAAACUGCAGACGCCCAACGUCAAGGUUGUGAAACGAUGGUGCCGACAGAUUCUCAAGGGACUCAUCUAUCUUCACUCGUACGACCCCCCAAUCAUCCACCGCGACAUCAAAUGCGACAAUAUCUUUAUCAAUGGAGCGCACGGCGAGGUCAAGAUCGGAGACAUGGGAACCGCCAAGAUGAAGAUCGGCAAAAAGUACACCGUCAUCGGCACUCCCGAGUUCAUGGCACCAGAGAUGUACGAGGAAAAAGGCUACAACGAGAAGGUCGACAUUUAUGCCUUCGGCAUGUGUCUGUUAGAGAUGGUGACGGGCGAAUACCCUUACAACGAAUGCAAGAAUGCAGCUCAGAUCUUCAAGAAGGUGACACAGGGACUCAAACCCGACUGUCUUGCCAAGGUGAUUGAUCCCGAAGUCCUCAGCCUCAUCAAUCACUGUAUCGCCCCAGAGAACGAAAGGUACUCUGCUCAGGAGGCGAUCGAGGAUCCUUUCCUCGGAGUGGAGCCUGAAGUUGUUGUAUUGUCAACGAAUGAGGCUAAGAACCACCUCACGCUCCAGGUUGUUUUCAAGGGUAUGGACAAGCUGUCCGUCAAGUUUGAGUUCAAUGCCGAUACAGACACUGCUGAAGAAGUCGUGAACGAGAUGAUUGAAGAACAGGUGUUGCCUCAACGAUACCAGAGGUUCAUCACUCACGACAUCAACCGGAUAUUACGUGAAUUGUCAGGAUCAAGCGACAAAAAGGACUCUGCAGGACUUCACGCUCCCUCGUCUCCCAUGGCGCCCAUGCACCCCUCACAGGGCACAGUCGCCCCGUUGACGCUGGAUACGUCUAACCCACAGACACUCAUCGGUGGGUCGACCACUCUCACUCGCAAGAACUCCAAUCCGGAUUACAAUGGCGAAAUGGAGCUGCCUCCAAAAGAUUACUCUGCGGAUACUCCUAUCGAGGAGCUGGUGCAUGACACGGCGAUGGCAUAUCACCGAGGACCGGAUAAGGCGAACGAAUGGCUCGCCAAGCUGAAGAACCAGGAUAUUAUGACGGUUGGUGACCUCAAGGACUUGCAGGACGGUGACUGGGCAGGUUUCGACCUGACCGUGUUUGCUUCGAGAGCUAUCAGGAACCGACUGUUUGGGAAAACCAUCAAGCGACCCAGCCCUAUGACGAGGUCGCCCAGCGGAACGGAUGAUGGCAUCUAA